Acipenser ruthenus (sterlet) is the source of this 612-nucleotide messenger RNA. RefSeq names its product GTPase IMAP family member 9-like. Lineage: Eukaryota; Metazoa; Chordata; Actinopteri; Acipenseriformes; Acipenseridae. Bases 1 to 612 code for a protein of 203 amino acids. Gene Ontology annotation, molecular function: GTP binding. The record is from RefSeq and is a predicted model, not a curated record. The transcript has 2 exons.
AUGUCUCAAAAGGAAGUUAUAUUUGAUGCUAAGCAAUGCAUCACCCAGUCUGCCCCGGGACCACACGCUUUCCUCCUGGUGAUACAGCUGGGCCGAUUCACAGAGGAAGAGAAGAGAACAGUGGAGGUAAUCAAGAUGAUUUUGGGUGAGAAAGCUACAAACUACAUAAUGAUCCUUUUUACCCGUGUGGACAAUCUGGAGGAAGAAGGCAAGACGAUUGAGCAAUAUGUUAAAGAAGCUGAAGAUGAUCUCGAGCAGCUGAUAAUGGAAUGUGGGUACAGGUAUCAUGCCUUCAACAACAGAGAAAAGAAUGAUCGCACUCAGGUCACAAAGCUCAUAGAGAAAAUAGAGGCCAUGAUGACAGCAAACAACAACACCUACUACACCAGUGAGAUGUUACAGCAAGUAAAUGAAGAAAUAGAAAAAAGAGUAAUAGAGAUCAUGAAGGAGAAGAAAAAGCAAAUAGACCUGGAGAUAGAAGAGCUGAAGAGAAAGAACCAGCAAGAGCUUCAAGAGAAAAUGAGGCAGAUAGAAGAGGAAAUCCAAGACAAAGAAGAGAGAGAAACGAGAAAAAGAGAAUUAAUGUCAGAGUUCAACUCCAUAAAGGGUUAA